AUGGCAAAGUCGUUGUUCAUCCUAGGUCGAAACAACUACGACCAACUAAAAGAGAGAUCCCUGAAUGCCACCGACAUGUUCUUGGAUUUAGUUGAAAUAUUAAACGAGCUAAUGGCGAAGGAGUUGAGGAGUGCGGUCGUCAAAUUCUACAAGAUAAAGUUCCUCCACGACUUUUCCAAUUACAUGAUUAACAUGGAGGAGAUCAUUGAUAUAAUGGACCACUGUUUAGUGGAACCAGUGGAGAAAAUUAAUUUCAUUAGAAACCAGUUUCAUGGCAUGAUCAAAAACUUCGAAGAUGUGAGGCAUUUUGACACUGUGGAUAAAUGCCACAACGAGUUACCGGAUGAAGUAGCAGCCGCGCACUGUAUUUUGCACCAAGCGGUAUUAUUUAACGAAACAAUGCAAGAGAGUCUUGUAUCAAUAGUCGAGAUAAAAACGAAGCAAUGCGCAAGAGACGUAAACGCCUCAUUGUAUGACGUUAAAAAAUGCCUCGACAAUUUUGUUCCCAAUUUCUUUGACCAACUUCUUGUUGACGCGUAUUCAGAGAACUGCGAAUACUUGAAGGUAGUUAACGCAUCGAUGACAGAUUUCACAACAGAUAAAUGGAGGAACAGCCACCAAACGUUGUUUCCACAAAAAUGGGAAAAUCUUGUCAGUAAGCUUAAAGAGAAGGCUAAAUCACUAUAUGGAAAUAUACAAGAACCCCUAUAUAUGACAUUAUUUUCAGCAAAUAUUUCAUCACAAGAUAUUGUUAAAGCUUUAUAUGCUUAG
Molecule: messenger RNA, 771 nt
Organism: Leptosia nina
Lineage: Eukaryota; Metazoa; Arthropoda; Insecta; Lepidoptera; Pieridae
Source: the annotation of a GenBank genome assembly